Penicillium alfredii is the source of this 1020-nucleotide messenger RNA. Its product is annotated as putative extracellular cellulase CelA/allergen Asp F7-like. The transcript has 3 exons. The record is from RefSeq and is a predicted model, not a curated record. Lineage: Eukaryota; Fungi; Ascomycota; Eurotiomycetes; Eurotiales; Aspergillaceae. Bases 1 to 1020 code for a protein of 339 amino acids.
AUGAAGUACCAUCGUCUGGCAUCUCUCGGCGCAGCCCUUCUCGGUGCCGCAGCCAACGUCUCUGCGAGUCCAUUGGUCGUGCAAGAAGAUGCCGGCCAGUGUCCUCGGGGCUACACGAUGAGCAUCAAGACUAUUAUCGUGUACCCGACGACCUCUGCGACUCCCUCGCUGUCGUUCGCGACUCCUUCGUCUUCAGUUGUCGCGGUAGAGACGAAGACUCCAUCGCCAUCGACAGAUAAUGUUAUAGCUUCGGUGUCUUCGACUCCAGCUCCUGAGUUGCCUGUUCCUGAAUCUACACAACCGGCUGUUCAGACCUCGUCUUCUUCGACGGAGAGUACCGUGGCUGUGACUGUAGCCCCUACUACUACAUCUACAAGCGAGGAGACAUCGACCUCGACCUCGACCUCUACAGCCGAGGUUGUCAGCAACUCUUCUUCCUCGUCCUCUUCUUCAGGCUCUUCUGGACACAAUUCCGGCGAGGCCACCUACUACGGCGGCAACAUCUCAGGUGGAACCUGCUCGUUCUCUGGAUAUACUCUGCCCAGUAGUAUGUUUGGCGCGGCCUUAUCGGCAGACAGAUGGGACGACGCAGCCAGCUGCGGCGCCUGCGUGUCUAUCACAGGCCCGAUUGGAAACUCGAUCAAAGCAAUGGUCGUCGACCAAUGCCCCUCCUGCCAAAGCAACCACCUCGACCUCUUCGAAAACGCCUUCACCGAGCUCUCCGCCCUGGCCUCCGGCGUCAUCGACGUCAAAUGGUCCUACGUAUCCUGUGACCUUGACGGCCCGCUGACCCUGAAGAACAAAGAUGGUACCUCGGAGUACUGGUUCUCGAUGCAGGUCGUCAAUGCCAAUGAGCCUGUUACUACCUCGCGUACCUACUACAACUUCUUUGAGAAGAAGUCGGGCUUUGGGACGGACACCGUCGAUGUGAGGGUGACGGGCAAGUCUGGGAAGAGCGUUGUUGUGAAGAGUGUGGGGUGUGGCUCGGAGACUGAGGUCAAGGCGGAUUCGAACUUUUAA